AUGAAGCCCCAAGACGGCCGUGCAGGCCAAUGGCAGGCCGGGGAGGCUGUCUGGGCUGACAGGGGGGCUGGGAUGAAGAUGAAGAUGAAGAUGAAGGUUAUUUUACAUAGAUACGGGAGACUCGAGCAGGUAUGUACGAUGGAGUUAUUAAAGGAAACUCGGUGGAUUGACAGUAUAUCUAGAUUGCGAAUAAGGGAAGGGAACUAUAACAGGACGAAGAAGUAUAAGAAGAAGAAGAAGAAGAAGAAGAAAAGGAGAAGACAUGGGAUAUACACCGUCUACUACAUAAGUAAGCGAGAUGUCCACCCAACCCUGAGCACGUUAGCUGUGAUGAUAGAUAUUAUAUACAUUUGCAAUCAGCCCCCCGGACAGAGAACUAGUUAG
This is a messenger RNA of Trichophyton verrucosum HKI 0517, 384 nucleotides long. RefSeq lists its product as uncharacterized. Lineage: Eukaryota; Fungi; Ascomycota; Eurotiomycetes; Onygenales; Arthrodermataceae. The transcript has a single exon. The record is from RefSeq and is a predicted model, not a curated record. Bases 1 to 384 code for a protein of 127 amino acids.